Molecule: messenger RNA, 1887 nt
Organism: Prunus armeniaca (apricot)
Lineage: Eukaryota; Viridiplantae; Streptophyta; Magnoliopsida; Rosales; Rosaceae
Source: the annotation of a GenBank genome assembly
AUGAACAACUUCACACGAGCUAUUCCUGCGUCGUGGUCAAAUUCUUCUAGACUUCAGGAGCUUGAUUGUUCUGCAAAUGGUUUGACCGGGACACUCCCUGCUGAAAGUCUUGGAAGGUUGCGUAGCUUAGUUCGGAUAAACUUCGGUGGCAAUAGACUGGGAAGUGGGAAAGCUGGUGACUUGAAUUUUCUCAUCUUCUUGGCUAAUUGUAGUGGCCUAGAGGACUUGCUUCUGGACCAUAACCAUUUUGGAGGAGAAUUGCCAAGGUCCAUAGCCGACCUAUCUACCCAACUAAAAUAUCUUUAUUUGGCAGGAAAUUUUAUACAUGGAAGCAUCCCUGAAGGCAUUGGGAAUCUUACAAGCUUGGCCCUUCUUGCAAUGAAUAACAACUAUUUCAGUGGUAGUGUCCCUGAUGCCAUUGGGAAGCUUCAAAAGUUACAGGAAUUGCAUAUGGAUCGUAACAAAUUUUCUGGGCCGAUACCGUCCUCCCUAGGUAACUUGACUUCAUUGAUAACGGUAGUCAUGGACGAGAAUAGGUUUGAGGGAAGUAUACCUCCAAGUCUUGGGAACUGCCAAAGUCUACUCACACUUGACGUUUCUAAUAACCGUCUAACAGGCACCAUACCUAGAGAGCUUUUUGCGAUUUCAUCCCUUUCAAUUUCUUUGAGAAUUUCUAACAAUUCUUUGACUGGUUCGUUACCAUCUGAAGUGGGUGAAUUGGUGAAUCUUGUGGAGCUGGAUGUGUCAGGAAAUAAGUUAUCAGGUGAAAUCCCAACAACUCUAGGCGGUUGUAUUAUGUUGGAGCGCCUGUAUAUGCAAGGUAAUGAAUUUGAAAGAACAAUUCCUGACUCUCUUAAAGGUUUAAGAAGCUUGGAAGUAAUGGAUAUUUCACACAACAACUUAUCCGGGGAGAUUCCUAAACUUUUAGAAAAGCUCAGGUUUCUUAAGUAUCUCAAUCUUUCUUAUAAUGAUUUUGAAGGUGAAUUGCCUAAAGAAGGGAUCUUUUCAAAUGCAAGUGGUCUCUCAAUUAUUGGAAACAAUAGGGUCUGUGGUGGUCUCCCAAAAUUACUUUUACAUGCAUGCUCCAUCAAAAAGUCCAAUUCAUCAUCUCAUCGACUACUUGCCCCAAAGGUAAUCAUCCUUGUAGCUUAUGCAGUUGCAUGCAUAAUUGCUCUGUCAUGCUUCAUUGUUGCUCGUUCGAAGGUGAAAAAGUCAAGAGGUGGCCUAGUAACUUCAGAUUCUUAUAAGGGCUGGAAAUCAGUCUCUUACUUGGAACUCGUUGAGUCAACUAACGGCUUCUCUGUGGACAAUUUGAUUGGUUCCGGAAGUUUUGGUUCUGUUUAUAAAGGAGUACUUCCUAGUGAUGGGAGGGCAGUUGCUGUUAAGGUAUUAAAUCUUCAACAACGAGGAGCUUUCAGGAGUUUCAUUGACGAAUGCAAAGCUUUAAGAAGUAUACGGGACCGUAAUCUUCUCAAGAUCAUUACUGCAUGCUCGAGCAUUGAUAAUCAGGGUAAUGGCUUCAAGAGUUUAGUAUUCGAGUUCAUGGCAAAUGGAAGUCUAGACUCAUGGCUGCAUCCUAGAGAUGAUGAGCAACCUCAACAAAGUAAGAGAUUGAGCCUUAUCCAAAGACUCAAUAUUGCGACUGACGUUGCUUCUGCAUUAGAUUAUCUCCACCACAGUUGUGAAACAACCAUUGUUCAUUGUGAUCUAAAGCCAAGCAAUGUUCUUCUUGGUGAAGAUAUGGUAGCCCAUGUUGGUGACUUUGGUUUAGCAAGGUUCCUCUUGGAAGCAUCAGAUAAUUACUCCCAAAGUCAAACCAUGUCAGCUGGGCUAAGGGGUUCGAUAGGCUACAUUCCUCCAGGUAUCAUUCUCUCUCUCUCUACCUAA